Molecule: messenger RNA, 1505 nt
Organism: Cucurbita pepo subsp. pepo (vegetable marrow)
Lineage: Eukaryota; Viridiplantae; Streptophyta; Magnoliopsida; Cucurbitales; Cucurbitaceae
Biological process (GO): post-translational protein targeting to membrane, translocation
Cellular component (GO): endoplasmic reticulum; endoplasmic reticulum membrane
Source: RefSeq, a predicted model, not a curated record
UUGUUUCCUUCUGUUUUUUUCUUUUAUUGACUUCACCAAAACGUUUCCCAAUUUUUCUUCGCAACCAAACGCACUCACAGCGGCGAAGAACCCACGGGAACGCCUAAUUUUUCCCCUUUUUCUUUUUGAAUCGAAUCGGGCUGUGAGAUGAGGAAAACAGGAGGAACCGACAAGAAGAGGGUCAGAAGGCAAUCAACUGCUGUUCAAAAUGCUGCCAAAGAUCCCAAUUCCGAUACUCCUCCUAGGAAACAAGCUGCAAAGAAGGACGUAUUUCAGUUGUUUGCUGAGAAGGUGAGAGACCACAAGGAUUUAGAAUCAAGGUGGGCCGUUUUACAAGAGACGCGUGUCGAGUAUUUCAGAGGCAAGGAUUUUGUUAGUUUUUUGAGAAAUCAUCCAGAGGUGAAGGAAAUUCUUGAUUCUGAUAAGAAUUUGGAAACUGAAGAUAUUGGCAAUGCAUUGCUAAGUAAGAAUCUCUUAGUUCGAUGCGAUCGUGUGGUGAAAACUGUUCGUCCUGGGAAGAGAAAAUUGUCUACAUGGCCAGCGCAUUUGGAGAUAUUUCCGGAUCAGGCGUUCUCUGAACAGGAUGCCUUUUUUGCUUGGACAUUUGUUAAGCGGCGGCCAUUUUGGCAGACACUUCUUUCAUUUUGUUGGCCUGUGUUGACUCUUGCAAUAUGCUUGUUUCCUGUAUAUCCUCAUCAGUGCAAGCUUUUGAUACUCUACUCGUGCGCCGGGGUUCUGCUUCUUAUACUCUCGCUUCUUUUAUUGAGGGGAGCAGUAUUUGGCAUUUUGUAUAUUCUUGUGGGCAAGCGCAUGUGGUUUUUCCCCAAUAUUCUCGCCGAGGAAGCAACUUUGCGAGAAUUGUUCCGUUUUUGGCCAAGUAAAGAUGAAGAAGAGAAACCGAAAUGGACAACCAGACUUUUCUAUGCACUGGUGGCUGUACUGAUCAUACUACUGAUGAGGCAUCACGCUCCCGAUGAGGCUGCCCGAGCAAGAUAUCAGAAGCGUGUAUCGAAUAUCAUUGAUGAUGUUCUCGAAUGGUCUCCAAGACUUGCUCUUUCUGGGAUGAUGGAGAAGCAGCAAACAGUGGUCAAUGCCACAAAUACGAACCCCGACGUGGCGGAGAACCAAACAGGUGAUAGUACAGGUCCAGAUGCUGUCCCCGACCAACCUGAGGCUGAAAUUAUCGACAACGUAGAGCAUUCUGAUCAUUAUAAUCAGGAUGGCGAUCAUACACAUCAAUAGGUUUGUUCAAUCUUUUGUGGAAGAGAACCAUGAUAAAUGUGUUCCUAUAUGAGCUUUGUUUUAAUUUUGAUUGUUUAAACACAGUUGGGUUUUGUUACUUAUAUCCUUUUUUAGGAGUCACAGAAGUUGGUUUAUAACCAAACUAAAGUGAGCUUUUCUACUGAAUUCUUCCUGAUUUAUACCACAAGUCAUCUGUGACAUGUACAUGUAAACUUUUCUUUAAAACGCUUCUAGUCAAUCAUCUCUACUUUUUUUGUGGCAAA